Molecule: messenger RNA, 2082 nt
Organism: Osmia bicornis bicornis
Lineage: Eukaryota; Metazoa; Arthropoda; Insecta; Hymenoptera; Megachilidae
Product: novel acetylcholine receptor chaperone
Exons: 4
Coding region: 333-803 (156 amino acids)
Biological process (GO): positive regulation of protein localization to cell surface; chaperone-mediated protein complex assembly
Cellular component (GO): endoplasmic reticulum
Source: RefSeq, a predicted model, not a curated record
GAGAGAGAGAGAAGAAGAAAGGUAGGGAGAGAUGGAUGAGAAAAGAGAGAGAAAGAAGAUGAACAUCGAUGUCGGGGUAUACACAGAGCCGUCGCUAUAAGAUUAAAAUAAUUGUUAAGAGUGCUCGCGAGAAUAAAUUUCUGAAAUCUGCAAAUAUGUAUAGUUAAAAGGAAGUACAGCUUACCAAGAGCGUGUUACGAGUCGCGCAACGAAAUUCGCUGCUAUCCUCGCAACGUUCGUUUCGGUCUAGAGGCCGAAUCGAAUCGAUUCUUCUGUACGAGCAACGCGUUCGGUUCGUUGUCGUCAACUGUGUCUCGCACUGUUGUCGAAUUAUGGGUUCGAUCGUCCUAAAAUCUCUCUCGGUUCUUCUCGGUAUAUUCUUUGUUUUCGUCGGUACGAUGAAGUUAACUUCGCACAUUAGCAAGGAUCUACACAAAGAUUUGAGAAAGGAGUACGUGAAAUACGCAAAGGUAUUCCCACUUUCCGGCACGCUGGAUUUUAAGGUACCGAGUAAAUGGUACAGAAGAGUUGUCGGAUCGCUCGAGAUCAUUUGUGGACUUGCAAUGGCGUUAGUUCCGAGUCAUAAAAUAAAAAAUGCAUCAAACACGGUUCUGCUCUUAUUGAUGUUGAUGGCCGUGUAUUCUCAUUACAUGGUAAACGACAAAUUUGAAAGGAUUGCUCCAGCAUUGGUAUUCUUCUUCAUGCUGACAGGACGAUUGGUGAUCGAUUGGCAACUUAGGCGAGAUGAUGUGCAACCAGUCACGGCAAACGGGGUCGAUGAUAAAUCUAAAAAACAGGACUGAAUUUUUUAAUUCUUUUGACAAGUAAUCAUCGAGCAGAGUAAAGAAAUUAAAAUCCUCUUCGUUCUAAACGAUUCCUGUAUAUUUCGAGAAUUCGAAUUCCAGUCGAACUUCCGGGUUUUUGCAUGUUUUAUUUGCACGUUCAGUUUUCACGGCUCGCGUAUCACCCUUCCUACGUAUCUCCUUUGUUUAGAAGCACCUGUGUUGGCCUGUUUUAUGCAAGAAAUUCUUUUUUCAAUCGGUAAAGAAUUAAUAUCGCUUCGAUCGAGCGAACAAGCAACCGAGGGUCGUGCAAAACACAUUAUUAGCUCAAGCACAAGGUAAUUAUUAACUGCCACUCGAAUUAAUGUGUUCUUCUUGAUAUCGUGUUAAGAUGUAACAUUAUGUCCUUAGAUAAUAAUUAACGGUAUCAACGUAUUAUAACGCACACGCGUAUGUACACUCUUGUUUUCCCCGUUGCUAUCUUCUAUUUAUGUACGUAUUAUUCGCGAGUUUCCUCCAAAUUUAUCCAACCGCAUUUAUCUUUAACGUUCAGUUUAUGGAUCGACAUAAAUCAGACGUAAAUCAGACGUAAAUCAGAUAUAAUUAGAAAGCAACGGGAAAAUAAGGAUAUCGAAUGAAAUUACACGUAAGAACGUGAAAUAAAAAUUGACGAAUUGAAAAUACCGUUUGUUCACGCUCACGUUUAAAACGUAAGAACAAUACGAUAUAUACGUAUGUGCGUUAUGAAUGUUGUUACCUGUAGUUCAUCCAACGAGAUGAAACAGUAAAUGUGUAGAAAUUCACGUGCUCGAAACAUGCCCGCCGACUCACGGUAUACAGACCUCGAGCGAAACGUUUAAACAUGUACUACUGAUUUUUCUCGUUGAAUGGUCUACAAGUCUCACCUACCAACGGUGUAUGCCUUAAACGUACACGCACGUGAAAAUAUGGAACUGAAUAUUGAAACGCGUAUACAUUGUAAAUCUAGAUACAACAGAACCUCCCCUCCCUCCAAUGUGAUUAUCGGUUUUUACUUUGACCAAAAUCCAUGGUAGAUUUCUCGAUACCAUUCUUUAUAAGUAUAAGCGAAAGAAGAUAUUACAGUUUUACCACGAAUCUGUAAAGUUUUGCACUCACAUUGUGCUACUCAGUUUCGACGAUACAUUUCAGUAAUAACAAGUUUAAAUACGAACGCCGAUUUUACAUACAACAAAAUAACAUGAUAUUUAAAAAAUACCUUUAAUAUGUUCGGCGUGGCUGCAAUGAUGUAAACAAUUCAAUAAAUAACUUAUUAUUUUUA